Procambarus clarkii (red swamp crayfish) is the source of this 638-nucleotide messenger RNA. RefSeq names its product keratin-associated protein 19-2-like. The record is from RefSeq and is a predicted model, not a curated record. NCBI's taxonomy places the organism in Eukaryota, Metazoa, Arthropoda, Malacostraca, Decapoda, Cambaridae.
CACACACUCAACACAGUCAACGUCAACUCUUGCAACAUGAAGUCUUUAAUGUUGGUGGUGGUGGUGGCCCUGGCCGCCCUGAUUGGGUCAGCCACCGCUAUGCCUGACCCCAACGCCGUGGCUGACGCGCAGUAUGGUGGAUAUGGUGGAUAUGGUGGAUUUGGUGGAAGAGGAUUUGGUGGAGGCGGAUUUGGAGGUGGAUUUGGUGGAAGAGGAUUUGGUGGAAGAGGAUUUGGUGGAGGCGGAUUCGGUCAUGGUGGCGGAUUCGGUGGUCAAGGUGGAUAUGGAGGCUAUGGCUUCCGUGGCUAAACUUGGACAGUUGUGUCCAGGACUGUGGAUCUCCUCUGACGCAAAGAAUGCCGCCGUGUGAACGAGAAAACACAAAAAAACAAAAGAGCAUGAAAUGGACAUCUCUUAACAUUUCUAAAUUCUAGAACGACCUCGAUUAUAAAACCAAACAAAAUGUGUGAUCUUGUGUUGUGAAGGGAAGCUGACGAACACCUCCAAGAUCUGCAGCAUCUCCAAGACCUCACACAACCACCUUCAUGGUUGUUAGCCAGUUGUGAUUGAUCACUCACUAAUUACAAUUUGUUUCUCAUCAUAAUGCAUAGAAAAUAAAAAAAAUGUAUUUCAGAUAA